Rhagoletis zephyria (snowberry fruit fly) is the source of this 3286-nucleotide messenger RNA. RefSeq names its product cytochrome b5. Lineage: Eukaryota; Metazoa; Arthropoda; Insecta; Diptera; Tephritidae. The record is from RefSeq and is a predicted model, not a curated record. Gene Ontology annotation, cellular component: membrane; intracellular membrane-bounded organelle. Gene Ontology annotation, molecular function: heme binding.
GUCAGAUCAGAAGAAUUGGCUGCCUCAAUGUCAGUUGAGCUGAAGGUGAGACUGUGUGGCGGACACUUCAGCCACGCUCCAGAUAAGACAAUCUAGUAGCUUACGUAUCAAUACGCCCGACAUAUAAAUAGAUUAAAACUUGCUAGCUAAUUGGCAUUCAACGACUAGAAUCGGUUGAAAGUAAGUCAAAGCAUAGCAACUGAAACCUUACAAAUAUAUAUAGCGGUGUAGAUACACUCUUAUGGAGAAGCAGAAGUUACGCUCCAAAUCGCACACGUUUAAAAUAUUGCUUGGAUUACAAAAAUAAAACUAAAAUCAUUUAAAAUAAGGCUUAGAAGCAAAAGAAGACACAAACCAAAGUGAAGCUCCGGUUGUGUCUGUUCGAAAGUGAAAGUUUUGCAAUAAAGCUGAGUCCGUUUAUUUAAAACCGGUUGGGAAAAUGACGUCGACGCUUAGCAGUCUACUACAGACUUUGGGUCUCAACACCUCAUCUAAAAAGGCAGUAGCAACACCACCCAAUACAGCGCUGCAUAAAUCCUUUCCCCAGGAGUCUAGCUACGGCGUUCUUCCACAUGGACUCCCCGAAAUAACGCUCUCCCUGGUCGCGCAACACGAUGAAUACACCGACUGUUGGAUCGUCAUUUACGAUCGCGUCUACGAUGUCACACAAUUUCUGCGCGAUCAUCCGGGCGGUGAGGAUAUCAUAAUGGAGCAUGCAGGACGCGAUGCUACUCUGGCCUUCCACGGGACUGGACAUUCACAGUCGGCAAUCGACCAGCUGGGCGAGUAUCUGAUUGGUGAACUGCCAGCGAAGGAGCGUAUCUUUCGAAAUGACAAUGCAAAAGUAUUAUCUAUUGGAGUACCGCAGUGAAAGCGCACAGUAAAAUCAAAAGAAAAGUAAGGAGAGUGUACGCAAGUGAAAGCUCUCAGAAGAGAGGGAAUAGCAAAUCACACCGCAUAGCGCAAAAUUUGUUUGAACAGAGCUUCUAUGCAGAAUAAUGCUAUUAUUCGAGCUAGGCAUCACCAUAUUCACACAUGACAAGUGUCCACUUUUAAACGACCGGCGAGUGAAGCCAAAACCUUAUCAGCCAGUGACGACUUACAACUACGCAUUAGUUAAACAAAUCACACUGAACAAAUUAUAAAAUACAAAUUACAGUGAAGGCGCGAGGUACCGCCUUAAAAAUAUACUAGAUAAGUAAAAGCUUUAAAGAUUAUAUUCAUUGAUAUACAUACAUAUGUAUGUAUAUAAGGGUGUCCGACAAUCCGAAUUUUUUAUCCAAACCCGGGUUUCGAGUUAUUCGAACAACCCAAUUUGAAAAAAAGGCUUUUAGUUUUUAAAUUCAGAAAAAAACCUAGUUAGAACCGAUAUUUGCUUUAAAUUUUUUUCGUUUGCAUAACGCUUACAGUUAGUAAGAAACGAAAGCCAAAUAUGGAAUACAACGAUUAAAAUUAGGUAUGGCUUUGAUUUAAAACUACAUCAAUUAAAUUGAUUAAGUUAAAAGUUACUCGAAUUUGGACAAAUAGUAAAACAAACAAAUAAUAAAUACAUAUAUAAAAGUUCAGGGAUUAAAUGAUUUUUUUCUUAGUUGCUAAAAACCUAUAUUUGGCUUUUUACAAGUAUUUUUUAAAACAUUUAUUUCAUUCAACUGUUUGCUCUACGGGUCUUUAAUACUUUUUUUAUCUACUUAAAUCUUUUCGUGAAUCAAACUCCCACCGGAAACAGAUGUGGUAGAAUAUGAAUAAAAGUGUUAUUGCGAAAAAUUUAAUAAUUAAUUUUUUUAAGCUGCAUUUUGCAUGGCUUUUUGACCGAGAUUUCUUUGACUAAUUUUUAUUCAACUUAUCUAUGUGAAAAAUGCUCAUUUAAGAGUAUAUUGCAUUUAAAUAAAAAGUAAAUCGAAAUUAAGGGGAAACUGGUGUGGUAAUUCUGCGGAUAUUUUAAAUAAACGCACAUCUAAUAAAUUUAGUGUCAACGCUUAUCAUCUUCUACGUACAUAGUUGCAUUUUUGCAAGUGCAUUAAAGCGAAUGGAGCCAAACAAAAUGUUCUCUAGUUGAUUUCAAAGCACUUUGAUUUGUUCCAUUUUUAAAAUCAUACUUAGAACCACUUCAAUUAAAGCACGUAACACCAAUGACACCCAAUAAUUUUAAAGCUUUCCGCUCUGGGUGGAAAUUAUUAUUCUGUGAAAACUUGAGGUGGAUACUUCACAUACAAUGACGAUUCUGUUUAAAAAUGAAAACAAAUCUAUUUGUAAAAAGUUUUCUCUGCGCAAAGUUUUUCCCAAAGUUUUGUCGCUGUGAAAAGCAUAAGUUGAGCACUUUGCUCUAAAACAUAAUCUUUUGAUAAACAAAUACAUAUGAUUAUCUCUUACUCACAAUAAUUAUAAAUUAUAAAUUAUAAUUUACUUGCUCGAUGUUUAUGGAAAAGCCUUUAAUGAUCUAAAAUCGCUUAAGGUGGUAAAACGAAAUGAUAAAGUGAAAAACUAAAAUUAUCAUUGAAUUUUUAAUGUUCACUUCACCAUUUCAUAGAACAAGAAUUGACCCACUGAAAUCCUUCAGUUCAAUGUAUUAUAUGUAUUUUUUUACUCGAAACAGAUUUCUUAUUGUGAAUGAACUUAAUGUUCGUAUUUAUUUUUAUUUAGUAUUUAGCUUAAAUUUAAGAAAAAUAUGCAAUAUGUAUUACAGUUAUUCAAUGCAACUAUAAGAUUAAAAUUUAAGUUGAAAAUAGAUUUCCAUUAUUGAAAAGAUUGUUAUUAAAUGAAUCCAUAGUAAAAAAAAAAUAAAACAAACUUUUAUUUAAAUAAUCUGAAAGAAAAAAAUAAACUUUAAUCGAAAUCAACACAAUUUACAUACUAAUGUAAAAACUUGUCGCGAAAUUUGUAAUGUAAUGGAUGGAUGGAUCCAGGGUGGGUUUGAUUUAAUUUAAUAUAUACACAAAAUAGUAACGAUAUAAGCAUCUGCUUAUAGGCAUUUCUCGCUUACAAGCACCGAAAAAUUUUUCAUCUUCCCGCUUAUAAGCACUGAAAAUAAGUUUUUGGUUUUGAAAUUCUUUUAUGAACCACUUGUACAGGUUCUGCAUUUUGUUGCACAUUUAGUUAUAUAAAUGAUAUCUCAAUUUAAAUGAAAAUUUUGUAGUCGUUCGUUUGGUUUAGUUACAUACAUACAUAUGUAGACGGACUGGUAGUGUAUAUAAACGAGGAUUUCAAUAUAAACACAGUCAGUGCUUAUAUGUAGGAUUUUCAUACAAGCACUUCCCGCAUCUCGUGCAUUCGAUGAUGUACAUAUCCG